UUUAUUUUCAGCCUGCAACGAUUUUAAACAAUAUUCUUUUCACUUGCACCUACGUUACAGGUGCGACUCACUAUCAACAUAGGAAUACAUCGCAAUUGCUCUUUCCUUUCUGUCGAAGACUCGAAUCGAAAAAGUUCGUCACGACGUUUCAAGCAUUUUCAUCCGAAAUUGAAAGUGCACAUAAACAACGUUAAUUAAGAAUAGUAAAAACGAAGUAAGUUUAAAGCAGCAGCAAAAUGCCUAAAAAUAAGGGAAAAGGAGGUAAAAAUCGUCGUCGUGGAAAGAACGAAAAUGAAUUCGAAAAACGUGAAUUGAUUUUCAAGGAAGAUCAGCAAGAAUAUGCACAAGUCACUAAAAUGCUGGGCAAUGGACGACUUGAGGCGACAUGUUUUGAUGGAGUGAAACGUUUGUGUCACAUUCGGGGGAAACUCAGAAAGAAGGUAUGGAUUAAUCAAGGCGACAUCAUUUUGGUCGGUCUACGUGAUUAUCAGGAUUCAAAAGCUGAUGUUAUCUUAAAAUACACACCAGAUGAGGCGAGAAAUUUGAAAACAUACGGUGAAUUCCCCGAAUCGGUACGCAUCAACGACACAGUUACAUUCGUCGAAGAUGGUUUUGAUGAAGACAUCGAAUUCGGUGAUGAGAUCAGUUCUGAGGAUGAUGCUGAUUCUGUAGACAAUAUAUGAUUAACAAGAAAUAAGCGCGAGUCUUCAAAUCAAAAAGAAGAAGAAUUAAGUAAAAUGAAAAUUUGAAAAGUUUUCAUUUCACAUUAAAAAACAAAACAAAAACAAGAAACAAAAAGCAAAAAAAAUAUUAUAUAUUUAAUUCACUCUUUGAAUAGAAGUAAUUAAUUACAAAGCGAAAACAAUAAAUAUAAAAAUUCAAUAAAACAAGAUAAAACCACA
Zeugodacus cucurbitae (melon fly) is the source of this 902-nucleotide messenger RNA. RefSeq names its product eukaryotic translation initiation factor 1A, Y-chromosomal (gene eIF1A). Bases 237 to 683 code for a protein of 148 amino acids. The record is from RefSeq and is a predicted model, not a curated record. The transcript has 3 exons. Gene Ontology annotation, molecular function: RNA binding; translation initiation factor activity. Gene Ontology annotation, cellular component: cytoplasm. Lineage: Eukaryota; Metazoa; Arthropoda; Insecta; Diptera; Tephritidae. Gene Ontology annotation, biological process: translational initiation.